This is a messenger RNA of Entrophospora candida, 1881 nucleotides long. NCBI's taxonomy places the organism in Eukaryota, Fungi, Glomeromycota, Glomeromycetes, Entrophosporales, Entrophosporaceae. The record is from the annotation of a GenBank genome assembly.
AUGUAUGCUGAAGAUGUUGCAUUAGAAAGUAGAUCAUCUCAAGUAGUAGUUGCUGUUGAUAGAAUAUUUAAUUUUGUCAGCUCAUUGAGUAGUGUGUCUUGGGAAGAAAUCCAAUCGUCGUCGAUGGCAGAACACCCACGUAUAUUCAGUUUACAAAAGAUUGUGGAAAUUUCCUAUUAUAAUAUGGGUCGUAUUAGAAUGGAAUGGUCAAAUGUUUGGGCCAUUCUUGGUGAACAUUUUAAUCAAGUUGGAUGUCACCCUAAUAUUAAUAUUGGAUUUUUUGCUGUUGACUCAUUACGACAACUUGCAAUGCAAUUUUUACAUAAAGAUGAACUACCACAUUUCAAAUUUCAAAAAGAUUUCUUAAGACCUUUUGGUUAUAUUUUAGCAAACAAUUCAAAUAUUUCAAUAAAAGAUAUGAUAUUAAGAUGCAUUCAACAAAUGAUCCAGGCAAGAUCUCAUAAUAUCAAAUCUGGUUGGAAAUCUAUAUUUGGAGUUCUUACAGCUGCUGCAAAAGAACCUCACGAGAGUAUCGUGGUUAUGGCUUUUGAUCUGACUAGAUUGGUAAUCAAAGACCAUUUCGAUAAAAUUGUAUCAAACAGUACAUAUCCUGAUCUUAUGGUUUGCCUUAGUGAAUUUUGUAAGAAUAAACGAUUUCAAAAGACAAGUCUUCAAGCAAACGAACUCAUAUGUCAAUCAAUACCUAAAAUGAUUGAGGAUCCACAUUACCAAUUAAAUGGUCAAGCUAGUGUUAAAUCAAUUACCAAUGAUGAUCCAUUAUUUAAAUUUUGGUAUCCUUUAUUAUUUGGAUUUCAUGACAUCAUAAUGAAUGGGGAAGAUUUAGAAGUUAGAACAAGAGCCCUAAAUUCAAUGUUUGAUACUCUUAAGAAAUAUGGUUCAACGUUUUCUUUAGAAUUUUGGGAUGUCAUAUGUCGACAAAUCCUUUUUCCAAUUUUUGGAAUUCUGAAGUCAAAAUCGGAUAUUACAAAGUUAACAAAUCAUGAAGAUACGAGUGUAUGGCUGUCCACAACAAUGGUACAAGCACUUCGUAAUAUGAUUGAUUUAUUUACAUUUUAUUUUGAUAUCCUUGCAAUCAUGAUGGAUGGAAUCUUGGAUUUGUUAAGCUCUUGUAUAACCCAAGAUAAUGACACAUUAGCACGCAUUGGCAGUUCAUGCUUACAACAAUUAAUAGAGGCCAAUGUGAAAAAAUUGCAACUGGAUCACUGGGAAAAAAUUAGCAUAAUGUUUGUUAACUUGUUUGAGAAUACUACAACAUAUAAAUUGCUUGAUGAGGAUCAUUAUUUCAUCAAGGCAGCUAAUAAAAUUUCAGAGAAAACUAAUGGUGAUAUUAAUUUAUAUCCAGAAGAUAAUAAGGCUGGUUUCAAUGUUUCAACUGUACCAAGGACUCAAGAAUUUAAUGGAAUCAUUGUAAAUUGUUUAUUGCAAAUACUUCUUAUCGAUACUAUUGAUGAACUAUUGAACAACGUAAUUGUGUAUGAAUCAAUGCCAGCAAUUCACCUAUUGAUAAUUUGUGAAUGUUUAGAAAAAUCAUAUUUAUUUGCACAAAAAUUUAAUGAUAAUAGAGAUUUAAGGGUUGCUCUAUGGAAAAUAGGGUUCACAAAACAGUUACCAAAUUUAUUGAGACAAGAAACAAGCAGUGCUUCUACAUAUUUUAAGCUAUUAGUAAAAAUGUAUUUUGAUAUAUCAAAAGAUCGUCAAGAAAAAAGAACAGAAGUUCAAGAAAAAUUAAUAUUAUUUUGUGUACAAGUAUUUGAACAUUAUAAUUCAUUUAAUCCUGAAUCACAAAAAAGAAAUAUCAAUGCUUGGACACCAAUAAUAACUGAAAUUUUAAAUGUUUUUAAUAAUCUAAAAGACAAUGAU